This is a messenger RNA of Cetraspora pellucida, 711 nucleotides long. NCBI's taxonomy places the organism in Eukaryota, Fungi, Glomeromycota, Glomeromycetes, Diversisporales, Gigasporaceae. The record is from the annotation of a GenBank genome assembly.
AUGUAUGAUAAAGAACCAACAGCAUUUGAAAUUCAACAAAUUGUAGCAGAACCUUCCGGUUCAACAGGUUCUUCAAAUAAAACCCUUAAAGAGGAUGUAGAUACAGUUGAUAAUACAAUUGAUAAUACAAUUGAUAAUACUGAAUAUAUCACCGUACCUCAAGUUCGUCCUCGAAAGGAUUAUGGAAUAGUACCAAAUUUUAAUAGGUUAUCGGAUCGAUAUACCUUUUCAUUUUCUGCAGAUUUAAUUGCACAGUUUGAUAAAUACCGUGCGCAAAUGCGUGAAAGUAUACGUCAGGAAUUAGAAGACAACCAAGACAUAACAACACCAGAAUCAGAAACUUUUGAAACUUUAGAAACUGCAAUAAAUGAUGAUGACGAUGGAACAUUUAGUGUUCACCAAGUACAUCAUUCUGGAUCAAAUAUGUAUUCACAAGGUUCAACGAGCCGAGAAAUUGACAGUGCACCAAAAUCAAAUGGAAGAAAACCAUUAAUAUUCUCUUUCUUACGAGGGAAAACAAAAUCACGACGACAUAUUACAUCUUCAAAUUUGGACAAUCAAUCUGUAUCAGCAAUUGAAACAUCUGUAAUUGAUAAUGAGGACAUUACAAUGUCAAAUGAAUCAGAUUUACGACAAUCUUCACAUCAAGAAAAAACUAGUUUAUCUAAAAGAUUUAUAAGAAGGAUAACGAAACUUGUAACUUGCUCAUAA